AUGGCGGCGGCGGGCGGGGGGGGCGCCGCGGUGUCGGUGCUGGCCCCCAGCGGGCGGCGGGUCACGGUGCGGGUGGGGCCCAGCACGGUGUUGCUCCAGAUCCUCGAGGAGGUCUGCAGGAAGCAGGGCGGCAGCCCCGGCGAGUACGGCCUGAAGUUUCAGAGGAGUGUGUUGGAUCUCUCUUUACAGUGGAGAUUUGCCAGACUGCCCAACAAUGCCAAGCUGGAGAUGGUCCCAGUCUCUAGUAAAGUGGGAGCUGGAAACACGGUUCGGAUCGCACUGCAGUUAGAUGAUGGCUCCCGUUUGCAAGACACCUUUCUCUGCCAGCAGACCUUGUGGGAACUUCUCAACCAUUUUGCAAAGAUCAGGGAGUUUAUGGAACAGCAUGGUGAAUUCUCUCCAGUCUGUGUUUACAUGCGAGAUGAGGUAUCAGGAAGAGAUGCCCUAGAGAAGACCACACUGAAGUCUCUUGGCUUAACAGGGGGCAGUGCCAUCAUCAGAGUUGUCAUGAAGAAAUGCAGUUCAUCUGGUCAGGAAGAAGCUGUGGGUGCCACGGUGCAGUCUAAUGAGCUGACAGUGAGGCCAGGCUCUACUGGAGGAGCAGUGGAUGUGCCCCUACCUCAAGCAAACACAUUCCCAAAGGACUUGGACCACAGGGAUGUGGCCAUGCCUUUAAACAGCUGCGCAGACAAGCAAGACUCGAUUAGAGAAUCUGAUGCCAGCUCAGAGGAGCAGUGGCCUUCCCCAGAGCCUGAGUCUACCCCAUUUGUCCCUUUUUCUGGAGAUGGACAGCGUCUGGUGGACUCCUCCAUAGCUGCACCAUCUCUUGGGUCAGAUUUGCCAUCUUCAAAGCUGCCAACAACUUUUUCCAGCCCUGGAGGCCCUUCUAAGCCAAAGAAGUCCAAGAACAGCCAAGAACUGCAAAAGGAGCAAGAUCAGCUUGUAGAACGAGAGCCACUUGUAUGUCACCUAGACCUCCUAGAACCCCUUCCUACUGGCCCAGAAGAGCUUCCUGAUGAGUUCUUUGAAGUCACAGUGGAUGAUGUACGGAAACGUUUGGCACAGCUGCAGAGUGAGAGGAAACGCCUGGAAGAAGCUCCACUGAUGACAAAGUCUUUGAGGGAGGCUCAGCUGAAGGAGAAGUUAGAGCGUUAUCCAAAGGUGGUGUUAAGAGUCCAUUUUCCAGACAGACAUGUUCUGCAGGGCUUCUUCCAUCCUAGUGAAACUGUUGGCAUUUUGAGAGACUUUAUAAGGAACCACCUUGCAGAUGCAGACUUGCCAUUUUACUUGUUUAUUGCACCUCCCAGAAUCAUCCUGAACGAUGCAAGUUUGACACUCUUUGAGACUUCUACUUAGCCAAGACUAAGGAACCAGGUGUUUUGGAGCACAAGCUUUUCACCAGAAGAGGUCCACCUUGUGCAACAAUAUACUCUCGCAUAUUGUGGCAGGGUUGGGGGGUCAUAUUGUUGAGUUCAUACACUCAGUGCCUGACAACUGUGUUUAACCUUGGAACAUUACUGCAAGAGCUGAGCUAAUGUGGGUUUGUACCUCUGGUUGGGCUAGUAUAGUUGGAGAAGUGACACUGGAUUUGGAUGGGCAACAGUUCUCCAUUUCUACAGCAGGAGCCAAAGGCCAUAGUAGACAAAAAUCUGACCUUUUUGAUAAUCACUAAAUGAGAAUGUAUUUUAAGCCAGCUUGUACAUUGAGGAAUACAUUCUGUGUGUAACUUUUCUCAAAGGCUAAAAUUUAGUUUUUCAGAUCCAGAUUCCUGGAGGAUUUUUUGCAAGUGUUGAAUGAAGUGGUCUUGAAGUCUCUGGCCAGAGACUCUUGGCUGUGUGAAUCACGCAUGUGUUAAGAGACAUACAGUGAUUUUUGCCAGUGACUUUGCCCCAAACUCACCAUAUUUAAAAUGUGCUGUAAUUCAGGGAGAGGGACAGAGAAAGGGAUCUUUCAGGCAGCAUGGUGAAUGAGGUAGGGAUUAGCAUGCCUCUGAAGUUGUUUGUAAUGGAGCUUUCCAAAUUCCACAACUUCCUGACCAGGCCAUGUGGAAGAGAUACACAGGCAGCUGCUUUUAGAUGAUUGAAUGUUCAGGGAAGCAAAGUGUCGAUCUCUGUGUUCACAGUGGGGAGUCUUUCACCUUCCCAAUAUCCUGUUAAGAGUUUUUUGCUGAAAUUGGAAGUUUUGGGAGUGGUUUUGUUGAGUUCCUUGUACUGUCCCUGUGCCUAUGACAGGUGUAACUCCCUAGGGAGUCCUGAGUCCUGGGAUCACAGCCCCGUCUAGCUCUGAGUGGUGGCUCCACUGCUCCCACCAGCAGCCAUGGGACAGACAUCAUGUCACCAUGGGUGGGGAGAACAAGAAUUUUUCAUUUCAAAGCCAUUUUGUAGGUUUUAAUUAAUAAUGCAAAUACCAGCGGAAAGCCUUUGUGUCUUUGAGACAGGAGGUUGUGCCAUUUUGGCAAGAGGGCAGCUCUCUGCGCUUCCUCUGACUUGUGCCAUCUCGCCCACAUCUGCCACCCACAACACUGUCUCAAGACACACGUGGUAACCAUGAUGGGAAACACAAAGAGCGAAUCUUGUCUUCAGAUUUCUGAGAAGUCCCACAAACGGGAAACUGGCUAUCACUGCAUUGCUAAUGAUGUGUUUGGAAAACAUUCAGAGAAACAGCAGAUAAUAAAAAAUGUUUUGCACUUGUUAGCAGUUCUUGGGCAAGGGGAGCAGCCGUGGUGCUGUGACUAGUACAGACUGGUCUGUCAGGGCACAUGCACACUACUCUCUGCCUUUCUCUGUAUCUUUUUUUUUUUUCCUUUUUUUUUUUUUUUUUUUUUACUAAGCUGUCAUGUCUAAGCACAUCACCCACCAAGAGUUCCUUUGCAGACAUUUCUAACAUGCUUUUGGAAGGCUUUUAUCAUCAUUCCAAAGUAUGGUCUGCCUGCAGCUCUCACCAACAGAAGUCUUCUGCAUAAAAUGGGUGUUUUUCUGUCCUAAGAUUUGGCUCGGAUGUGUUCCCAGAUUUCCUGUCUGAACCUUUGGAUUUGUGUCCUUUAAAUGAAAUGUCCUUUAACAAAAAUACGCUGCUUUCUUUUCAGUAUCUCUGUAGGAAGUGAUAUUCUCCCCCACACUGUAUGCCACGUUUUCCUCUAGAAUCUCAUGGACUUCAAGUUUUGGCACUGUUUAUUUUUUCUUGAAGGUGGUCUUUUUUUGUCUGUUAAGUACAUGGUAGAUGCUGAAAAUGUGCUUCUGUAAUGGACCUUUUUUGUGUUCUCUCUGGUUCAUUUUCUAUUUGAUGUUUUGUUGCUCCUUUAAAUUCAAGGUACUUGCCUUUCUGACACAACUUUCUUCCAUUGCUUUCUGUCACAGUUGGAAAAUACCCUGUCUGCUCAGGUGCCUGUGCUAACCACCUUGAAAUCUGCUAUGACCCUUUU
Messenger RNA from Apus apus (common swift), 3421 nucleotides. RefSeq names its product ASPSCR1 tether for SLC2A4, UBX domain containing (gene ASPSCR1). NCBI's taxonomy places the organism in Eukaryota, Metazoa, Chordata, Aves, Apodiformes, Apodidae. The record is from RefSeq and is a predicted model, not a curated record. The transcript is spliced from 13 exons. Bases 1 to 1356 code for a protein of 451 amino acids. Gene Ontology annotation, molecular function: protein binding.